UAAUUGUCAAAUAAUGGUUUAGUGAUUUCAGGCUGUUGUAGGUGAUGCAGGUUUUCUGAAAUCAAACCAGUCGUUAAAGUAAGGCAUAAUAGACUCUAUUUAAUGGUGGUAAUAAUAGUGGUGAUGCAGCUCGGGUGUUGACAGGCUUGUGCUGCAGUUCUAUGGAUGUUUUGCCCUCCAGGUCUUCGAGCCGGUCACAUGACUGAAAGCUAUGAAUUCGAGUCUGUGUGGCAUCAUGAAGGUUCCAGUAUUUCCAGUUCCCAUCAGCCUUUGUCAACAGAUCACAGGGCUUUUAAACAUGUGUGCCUCUGAAGUUCUGCAUGUCUAAGAAGAGUUGAGGUUUGAAGCUUCGUCGUGAUACGCGUGAUGCUGUGCUUUCUGCUGACGCUCCACUGGAUGACGGUCACUGUAGCGCUGCAGUCAUCCAAGGAAGAUGGCAAAAGGCCGUAUAUUUACCGCUGCCGCUCGCCCAACAUGGAGAUCUUCACCUGCUGGUGGCGUCCGAUCGCUAAUCAGGACAACGUCACCUACACGUUCCUGUACACCACGGGUGAGCGCGCUCCUCGGGAGUGUCCCGAUUACGUGAGCGGCGGCAUCAACAGCUGCUUCUUCGAUGCCAAACACACUCAGGUCUGGGAGAUGUACUGCAUGAACGUGACCGCACACACGCGCACGGGGCCCAUCACCUCUCAGAAACACUGCCUGGACGUGGUCGAUAUAGUGGAGACCGACCCACCCUUUAACCUGACGUACAUCAUGCUGAACGAGAGCAUCGGUGAAGUCGGCCGCAGUGUUUUAGUGUCCUGGUUGCAUCCGGUUGAGUCUCUAGUGCAUGAGGACUUGAUCGUGCUCGUCUACGAGCUGCGCUACAGAAACCUCGCUCGGACAGACAGCUGGAGGGUAAUGGAGCGUUUGCGCGAGCCUCGUGUGGAGUUUUUGGAUCUGCCGGUGGGAACGUAUGAGUUCAGUGUGCGCUGCCGCUCCACCAGCAACAAACACUGGAGUGCAUGGAGCGAGUCCGUCAUCGUCACCAUCAACGGCAGAGCUCUGUCCGAUCGGAUGUUGGCCUUGAUCCUUGUGACCAGCAUCGCCAUCAUGAUCGUCCUCUUCAUCAGUUUGGGGAACAUCCCACGAGGCAAGAGCAGGAUUAAAUCGCUCCUCCUGCCAGCGAUUCCCAAACCGCGCAUCCCAGGGCUUGAACCCGCUCUGCUGAAGAAGGGGAAGAUUGACGAGCUCAAUCAGCAUUUCUGCAGUUUUCACGGCUAUAAGUCGCUGCAGUACUGCACGGAUACGUGGUACCAGGUGAGCGUGGACACUAAUCCGGCUGUGACGCCUGACGGUAUACAGGAGGAUGCAUCGAUCGGGCCAAUCACGCAGUACGUCACCUGCCCUGACGGACAACAGUCUGUUCAGAUCAGCUGCACUCCUGCGCCGUACUGUCGUGGCCCCGCCCCCUAUUGUGAGGAAGACACGCCCCAUCCAUACCCUGGCCCCACCCAUCCGGAGCUCGCCUCUGUCCCAGGCAUGGACUACAGCAUGAUUCUAAGCCCCGCCCCUGCGGCACCGCCCACUCAGGACUUCUACACAUGUGUGAGCAGCGUGACGCCCACCAGCGCGCAGCAUUUGGUGCCCUACGUGCAGCUCAACGAGGGAGCGGAUGACGAAGCAGACAAGAGCAGCCAGCUGGCAGCGCUGCUGGAGAAGCAGAUGGAGGCGCUGUUGAGCAUGAUCGAGUCGGACCCGAGCGAAGCUGGCAUGCCUUCAGUACCUCAUUCUUCAGACAGGAGCAGCAGAAGCAUCUAACACACACACACACACACACAGAAUAACACAGUCCAUGAGUCACGCAGUCUGUGCUGGUUUGUCUUGAUGGGAAACGUGCCUGGAGUUUCAGUUCAAGCUGAGCGCAUUCGCAUGCAGAACGCCUGAUUCACAGCGCAAGUGUCAGCAGCGCAUCAUUUUUCACUGCGCAUGUUAAGAAAUGAGGUUGUUCAC
Messenger RNA from Sinocyclocheilus grahami, 1995 nucleotides. RefSeq names its product growth hormone receptor-like. The transcript has 9 exons. Gene Ontology annotation, molecular function: protein binding; cytokine receptor activity. Gene Ontology annotation, cellular component: external side of plasma membrane. Lineage: Eukaryota; Metazoa; Chordata; Actinopteri; Cypriniformes; Cyprinidae. Gene Ontology annotation, biological process: cytokine-mediated signaling pathway. Bases 367 to 1803 code for a protein of 478 amino acids. The record is from RefSeq and is a predicted model, not a curated record.